Molecule: messenger RNA, 4755 nt
Organism: Penaeus vannamei (Pacific white shrimp)
Lineage: Eukaryota; Metazoa; Arthropoda; Malacostraca; Decapoda; Penaeidae
Source: RefSeq, a predicted model, not a curated record
UUAUAACAAUCUUAUUCUUUCCAGGUUUCAAGGAAAAUGUGAAGAAACAAAUCCAGCCCAUAGAAACUCAGAACAAAUUUCUUUUCCGUUUGUGGAUAGCCAUCAUUGCAUGUCUUGUCUAAGACUGGCUUGAACCAUAACCAUGACGCAGCAGAUACACAGCUACUCUGGUCAGAGCUACGACCGGUGGGUGGAACGCAACUCCAACAGUUCUGCAUUUGGGAAAGUCCAGAAGCAGUUCUGGUUCACAAAGAGCGCUGUCAUCCGUAAACUUGGAAAGAAGGAGGAUGAGCAUGUGGUUGCUUCAGAUGCCGAGCUUGAUGCUAAAAUUGAGCUCUUCAAGGCCAUUGAAUCCAGCACUAAAGAUCUUCAGGUACUGUUGGCUGAUUACCAGAAUAAGAUUUGCAUUAUGGCCCAAGAGGAAAAUGCAAUGGGACGACUCUUGAAGGAAUAUGGAAAGCAAGACCGGAGCAGAGCUGGGAAGAUGAUGACAGCUGUGGGUAAGAGCCUGAGCUACACAGCACAGCAGCGAGUUGCCCUGAGGAACCCUCUCGUAAGAUUAUUUCAGGAGGUUGACACUUUCCACACCCGAGCUGUAGAAGACACGCUAAUCACAGUAACCGAGAUGGAAAAGAUCCGCACUGAGUACCGUGGAGCACUGAUGUGGAUGAAGGACAUCUCUCAAAACUUCAACCCUGACCAGUACCAUCAGUUGGAGAAAUUCAGAGAAGUUCAAGCUACUGUCAAGCAGAAGAAGGCUAAGUUUGACAGACUCAAACUAAAAAGUCUACAGAAGGUUGAUCUCCUAGCUGCCUCUAGAUGUAACAUGUUCUCUCAUGCCCUCAUUGUUUAUCAGAAUAAUCUUAUCACCUUUUCUGACAAGACCUCCAAGACCCUGAACAAUGUAGCGAACAACUUCAAGGGCUAUCAGCCGUAUGAUUUUCAGGUGAUCAAGGAGCUUGCAGAACCUCCACGAAGACUGGAAGAUGAUGCUAAGGAAGAGGAGGAGAAUUAUAAACUGGAUGAAGAUGAUAACACUUUCUUUAAUGCAGAAUAUCAUGAUGAUCCAGACAAGAAAAAGCAACAAAAUAGAGAGAAACAAGGGAAUAGGAGAACUAAUAAAAAGGUCAAUGGUGAGAAGAAAUCUGACAGUCUGUUGAAUCUCUUUGACUGUGCUGAUGGAGAAAAGAGUGAGGAGCUUGUGUCCCUUGGGCAAGUAGACAGAGAAGCUCCUCCAAGCUCAAAGGACAAGGAAUCCGAUUCCUCCACUUCACAAAUUAUGGACUUCCUCACAAAUAAUCCAGAAGUGCCUGAUACAGAGAAGGAUACACAACAGAUGUUGAAGGAAUUGUUUGACAGCCCAGUCCACCAAUCACUUCCUGUCUUUGGUAGCACAGAAGUAGCUUCUGGUGCUGCAAUAACCCCUACCAAGUCAAACGUGGAUGGUGGUCUUCUCCAAGGUUUAAAUGGCCUGGAGAGUGACCCUUUCAGUUUACUUCAGAAUCAGUCUAAUCAGCAAAUGCAAAAUAUGUUCCUCCCAUCACAGCUGCUUGACUUUGGCAUGCAGAGUUGGCAACAAAACACCGCUCAUAAUACACCCAACCAACCUGGAGUUGCACAGGCUAAUGUAAGCAACACUAAGGGUUCAUCUCCAGCUAAUUCCUUGUCACAAUCCAGGCAUACUGCAGGUGGAGCCCAUUCCGCUCCUUCCUUGAAUGCAGCGCAGAAGCAGGAAGCUAGCAAGUUAGAUUGGUAUAAGGUGUUUCAGGAUAUUGACCCACUUGCUGACCCAGCAAAUGCAAUCUUCAGCCAAGCCUCUCAUGAUGACAAGAAAUGCUAGUUCUUUGAGUUGUUUUAUAGAAUAUUAUUUUCACUUACGAAGAAGAGAAUUUAUUCUCACAUGAUUAACUUAGAAUUUGCCAUUUGGAUUUAUCAAAAUUAUUUGUCCUACAUUUAAGUGACAGAGAUAUUAUUCAGAAUUAUAUUUUCAUUCCAUGUGGAAAUGCUGCUCUUGUAGGUAGAUGUAAGAAAGUCCAUAAAACUGUUCUGAUAAACUUGAUAGUAUCAGAGAACAGUUCCUGUUGGCAUAUAUUUCCUAAUAUGGUAUGUUCAUAUUUUAAGGCUUCCAGGUAUGAUUUUUAGUCUGGUGCAAUGAUAAUUUUCCCCCACUAGUCCUUUUAACCAAAACAUGAUUGGUCAGCUUUCUAGUCAUUUACAGUAUACACAGUAUAAAUGUAUUACCUAUCUGAAGUUAUUGCAAAUGGAAGACUUUGAUAGACAGUGCUGGGGAUAUAACAGUACUUUCAAGGGAAUUAGUACCUGGUAGUAUGUAAUAUUUUUACUUUGAGGCCAGUAUGAUUUUUUUCUCCUUUUGAAAGAAAAAUGAUGUUGCAAAUACCCUUUUUUGUACUUCUUUAAACAAUUUACCUUUAUUAGCUACUUUUACUUGCAGGUUCCUUUACCAAGCAUUUUUCAGUCAUACCAUUUGUUAUGUAUGCUUAUAGGUGUCCUCAGUAAAUAUGUGUUUUAACAUGAAGAUGUGGGUCUUGUAUAUCAAGAGGAUUAUUGGAGAGGAUAGAUGGAAAAACAGAUGAAAGUAAGUUAUGUAGACUGGCUUAUUUAGAAGCUCUCAUAGCCAUCUUGCAUUUGCCUAUCAAUUGAUUUUGCUACCAAAUCAAUAGAUUUGUUAUACUGACAGUGUCUUCCUUAUUCUGAUUCUGCCUAUAUUCAUAAAAUCACAGUGACAGUUUCUAGAUUUGGAAGGUGACUGUCUUUAGAAGUACCAGUUCCUCACAAUAAAUUAAUCACUAUGUUUAUAGACUUGAAUCACACUCUCUUAACCCCCACCAGUUUGGCCUCAAUACAAGCCCUCAGAACUUUGAAACUUGUGUAAUGGUUCAUAUACUGAUGUGGCUGCCAUGUUCAUGUUAUGUGAUCUGAAUCAGAUAUCAUGGUUAGAGGGUAAUUGGAGAAAGGAAUUAUGUUUUGAUGCUAUGCUUUCUUUGCCUGUGCUUAUGUAAAGUUAUCUCACGUGUUCUCAAGCUAACUAUACCAAUGUUUAUUACCAAAUGAUACAGACUUUUCUGAACAUAAUUUCUUAAUCACAAAAGAAAAAGCUUUGUUGCUACAUCAGCAGCUUGACCCUUAGGUGCAAUAUUCCAAUUUUUAGUGCUAACUUGAGUUGUCUAGCACUUCAGACAGAAUAAGGCUUAUGCGAGAGAUACUUGCCUUUUAUUUUUUCAUAAUCCAUGUUUGAUUUGAAAUAAUUCAUCGUGGGUGAAUGAAUUAUAUGGAAAUAUUUUUAGGUUGUUGUAUGCUAGAUUUUAAGGUCAAUGUGUUGUAAUUAUGAAAGGUGGUUAUAUAGACUUAGGGAUGAGUGAAUUUUGGCAAGGAGAUAUUUAAUAUGCUAUGGCAUGUGAAGCAUGUCUCCUUAAAACCUAGAUAUCAUAAUGCAUUUUAUGUUCAUCAGUUUCAGUGAUUUUGAUAUUUAUCAAAAUUUCAGUAUGGUAUGGGUCUACUUUAUUUAUAAAUUAAUAUUGGCCACUGUAUAUGGACAUGUAAUAUGAUAUACUUUUGAACAAAUAUGGGUUUUUACCGAACAAAAAUAUAGCAAAUUGUUUAGGAUCAUCAGAACAAUAUUGAACACAAAAUAUUAAAUGAUUUUAAGAGUGUUGAAUUACCUUAUAUUACAUACAUUAUGUAAAUUUGUGACUUAAUUUCCUGUAACUUCAUCUCGUAUUUGGAAGGGCAUUCUCAUUGUAUACUGACAUUAGCGUUGAAGCAAAGAAUUUUCUUUCAGAGGAAACAGUAAUGCUCUCACAGUAGCCAUGCAGUGGAAAGGUUCCACUUACAAAGGAUAUGGAUUAAGUACACCAGUCAGUGUACUUAUCCCAUGGUCAUAUUUAACCCUCAGGUUUAUAUGAAUGUUUGUAAUUUAGAAUGACCAGUUUUCAUCUGAGAGUGCAAUGCAAAAGAUGGGAUGCGGUUGUUGCAAGCCAUUCAUUGAUCCUAGCUUUGGAUAGGCCAUCUUAAUUUCCCUUCGUAGGCUGUUUGAUUGUUAAAGGUCUGUGAAGUGGCCGUUUUGAUUCUUUCAGAUGCAGGUAGAUUUGUUAUUAGAUUAUUUUGUUAAUGCUUGUGCAAAAUGUAUUCUUUUUUGCAGUUCACUUUAUUAUUGAGAAAUCUUCAAACCAUGACUUUUUCACAGAUGAAGCUAUAUUGAUAAAGUUAUAGUGUUGCUUUAUUUUACAUUGUUGGUAAUUUUAAGGAAAGAUUACAAAAGCUAGUCUUAGUUUUGAAACUGAAUUAUCUCAGAAUUGCAGUAUUUUCAGCCAUGCUUUAUUUAUUGAUUUUAGUACCAGAGCCAAAGUAUGAUGCAUUCCCCCUCCUAUAUUGUAAAGUGUAUGUGAACUAUCUGUUAUCAUUGUCUUAUCUUUCAUUUUCUUUCUUGAGAAAGAGUUCAGUUCAGCCUGCUUCAGGAAUUCCCACAGAUACAUCUCCACUGUAUAUAUAUAUAUAAGUGUGUCAACUCCCAUGGAAGCCAUGAUCAUGGAUAAUUAACGACAGGUAGGCAGCCUAGUCUGUGUUGUCCAAUGACAGGUGCUGCCAGACUCACAGACUGUCUCUUGGGUACUAGAUGUCUGUGGCAAGAAAACUGUUUCCAACUCCUUCCAAAAACUAUUUAAGCCUUCUUUGUUUAUGUACAAGAUGCUGCCAGAUGUAUGUAUGUUUCUCAUAUUAAAGAAUGUUUAAUAUAUA